Molecule: messenger RNA, 297 nt
Organism: Cooperia oncophora
Lineage: Eukaryota; Metazoa; Nematoda; Chromadorea; Rhabditida; Trichostrongylidae
Source: the annotation of a GenBank genome assembly
AUGUCUUCUGCGUGGUUCAUUUCGGAUCUAAGCAAGCAAUCCUCUUUAACAAAGAAACCUUCCAAAAAGGACCUUGAAAGUGCAGUAUCACUGACAACGAGGACCUUGCGGGGCCAAGACAAACUCAGUCGUGCCAAGGUGCGGUCAUUACGGAUAACGCUUCUCCUUAUUCUUGUCUAUGUUAUUACCUGGUUGCCAAACAAUCUACUCUCUUGGUGGAUGGGUGAUCUCAUUCGAUUCAUAUCGCGAUCAUCAAGAUGCUACCUUUCCUCUUGCCUUCUUAGUUGUGUUGAAUAG